Molecule: messenger RNA, 957 nt
Organism: Aspergillus aculeatinus CBS 121060
Lineage: Eukaryota; Fungi; Ascomycota; Eurotiomycetes; Eurotiales; Aspergillaceae
Exons: 2
Coding region: 1-957 (318 amino acids)
Molecular function (GO): protein binding
Source: RefSeq, a predicted model, not a curated record
AUGUCAGGAAUCAGACUGAUAAGCGAGUCCACCUAUGUCUUCCUCAACCUCACGGACAACACACUGGACGAUGUUGACGAAUCCCUGCGGCUGGACAAGCAAUUGAAGCUCGAUCCUCAUUCUGCGCGCUACGGGCUUGGUGCUCUUGAGAAGCUCCCACUCGAGAUUCUCCACCUCACCCUCCUUGCGCUGGACGUACAGUCAAUGACGGAAGUCCGUCGCGUCAACAAAAGAGCCAGGCUCGUCACGGGCUCGAUUCCGCAAUACCGCCGAAUCCUCGCGCACGCGCCCGCCGCCAUUCGCGGCAGCCUCAACCUCGAAACCGCGCGGAAUUUCUCCUGUCAGGCGCUGUACAAGACACUCUCCACCGCCGAGUGUGACGGGUGCGGCGAUUUCGGCGGAUACCUCUACUUGCUCACCUGUCGCCGCGUGUGUUUCCUGUGCCUCACCGAGAAGACCGACUACCUUUCCCUGUCCCGGAAGGAUGUGAUUCGCAAAUUCGGGCUGCUGGACCCUACUCAUCUAGCGCGUCUGCCUCGCAUGAAGAGCUUCCCGGGCCAGUACUCGCCUCGAGGGAUCAAAUGUCGACGCCGUGAGACCUUGUUCGAUCAUGGCUCCGCACGAGAAGCGGGGAUCGCUGUCCAUGGGACAGCCGAGGCGAUGGAAAGAUUCGCGUCAGAGAGGGUCUCCAAGCAACUCGAGGCUUACAAUUCACGACUAUCUAGCACCCCGCUGGCGAUGAUUCGCCAGCAACCCCCGACGAUGACAGUUAUCCUUCGCAGUAUGAGAGGGCCGUUUGAUCGCGUGGGACUUGGCAUGCGAUCGCCAGUUGUGCCGGCUGGCGUGGGAGCGGAUCGCCGCCCGCGUCGGUUUCUGUCGGAGUUGUUGGGCCGACGUGAGAUUCACAAACUCGAAGACCGUGUCCAUUUAGGUUUCGCCUGUUCGAGUGAGAUUUGA